GUAGACGGUGACAAAACGAGAAGAAAAAGACUCAAGGUCGUCAGUGCCUGUGGCGAAUGCAGAAGAAAAAAGACUAAAUGCAAUGGAGAGAAGCCCUGCGCUGGCUGUUUAAAAGCUCAUGUCGAAUGUAAAUAUGUCUUUACCCAGAAACCCAACAUGUCAACCGCAAAAAUUAUUCCUAUUCAAGAAAAGGCGCCUUCUUCUCCUUCUUCCUCCAGUUCAGAAACACAACCCAACUCGAUUGAAUCAAUAGAGGAACGUUUGGGUGCCAUUGAGAAUAUUUUACGGACUUUGCUCGUAAACAAUCAACAACAACAACAACAACAACAACAACAACAACAUUCCGAUUCUUUAUGCGGGGAUAUGUAUUCAUCUUCUUCUCCUCAUUUAGUGCAUGCUCCUCAUACCCAAAAUAGGCGUCUAGCACGGGAAAAGAGGAAACGGCAUGAAGAUGAUCAAGAAGGUGUGACAGAAACUAAAAAAUCCAUUCGGGACGAUUUCGGUCACGGGUAUAAUAAGCUUCAACUUGCUCCUAUCAAAAUCAUGAAUCCCGGUACACCAACUAUACGAAACCUACUUAACCAAGAUGAU
Molecule: messenger RNA, 591 nt
Organism: Mucor mucedo
Lineage: Eukaryota; Fungi; Mucoromycota; Mucoromycetes; Mucorales; Mucoraceae
Exons: 2
Biological process (GO): positive regulation of transcription by RNA polymerase II
Cellular component (GO): nucleus
Molecular function (GO): DNA-binding transcription factor activity, RNA polymerase II-specific; sequence-specific DNA binding; zinc ion binding
Source: RefSeq, a predicted model, not a curated record